Triticum turgidum subsp. durum (durum wheat) is the source of this 1176-nucleotide messenger RNA. The record is from the annotation of a GenBank genome assembly. Lineage: Eukaryota; Viridiplantae; Streptophyta; Magnoliopsida; Poales; Poaceae.
AUGGAAGCAGCUGCGACCGCCACGACCAGUACCGGCUCCAGCCGCACCAGCAUCAGCGAGGUACAGGUCUAUGGCCCCACCGCAUUCCAGGACGAAGACGUCGUCAUCGGAGAAGAGGAGAGGGACAGGCUCAGACGGGACCUCCUCGCCAGGAUCGAGAGCUGCUACGGGCGGGUGAAGCUCCUCCCGGGGGUCUUCGAGGCCGGCUUCUGCUUCGGGCUCCUAGACCCCGCCUCCAACAUCGUCGCCGGCGUCGCCGUCGCCCGCGCCGUGACCGUCGAUGACACCGACGACGGCGCCGUCCCCGCGGCGUCUUUCCCGAACCCGAAGCGGAGGAAACCGGAUGUGAUCGUGGACAUGCAACAGCGGUCGCUCGACGGCCUCGUCGCCUUCCUGGCCGCGCUCUUCCCGCACCUCACCGAACCCAAGGCCAUGUGGUAUCUCGACAAGGCCGAGCUGGACCCCCUCGUCGCCGCCCGCUUCGUCAUCCGGCACCGCGGCAUGGAGCGCAACUUCGGGUUCUCGUCCGGCGCCACCGGCGCAGCCGUCGAGACGGCCCUCCGGUGCGCCGCGGCCGCCGCCCGGCACCCGUGCCCCGCUCAGUUCGUGUCUGGGUGGAAGUCGCUCUCGCAUUCUCUUGACAAGGUCGCCGCCGUGCUAUCUUCAGGCACCUGCGAUCACUCUCACUCCAUUGACGGUAUCACGGAUGUUCUGCUCAAGAAACCUCAGCCAUCCGUCUUUAGCCUAGAGAAACCAUGGGAUCUCGCCUCUCGACGCCUCCACAAUCUCAGUCCAGACCUCGCCUCGCCUCCGGAGCGGUCAACAUUGAGACGUCUGCUGCUCACCACCAUCCAUGGAUACUACCUGCAGGCGCUUGCCCGGUUGCCCAGGGAGAAGCUGUGCACCCAGUACCACCACAGCCUGCUCCAGGCCGGACAUUGCUACGGUCCACUGGACCCUGUCUCCAACAUCAUCCUCAACACGAUCUGGUACAGCCGAGCCUACCCUCUAACCAAGAAGGUCGACCUGGAGGCGAUCACUGCGGAUCGCGGUCAGGUCCCUCCACGGCCUCGUCUCCUUCCUGUGCACCCGCUGCGCCGCCACUCACCUCACGCCGGAAGAAGCCAUGCAGCGGCUGCAGGCCGCCGGCGCCGAUCUCCGGAUCGUCGAUCCUAA